UUGUGGAGUGCCCAUGGCAUAUUAUCGACUGGAUGUACGCGACCCGCAUAGCAAUGUAUCCAUUUGCGUAGAGUCCGGCACGCGGUGGGCAUAGAUAUCGGCGCAUUAGAGAGCCCAAGUGCGUAAUCUCUUCGACUACAUAUACAAAUCUCAAUGGGCCGAGCUGCCAUAGGCCCGGAGCCACAGUAUUACUUGGAGCGUCUUACGCUUAACAUAUUUUUUAUUUAAUUCAAUUCAAUUCGAUACGAUUCGACCCGAUUGCUGGCUCUUGGCAGUUCAACGACAUGCUGGCCUGCAUCAUUCUGGUCAGCUGGCUGGCUCUGUUGUGGCUCUAUUUUCUGUGGAGUCGCAGACGAUACUACAAGGCGGCCUGGCAGCUGCCUGGGCCUGUGGGCUGGCCCUUCAUCGGCAUGGGCCUGCAAAUGAUGAAUCCGCAGACCUUUCUGCAGUACAUGGAUGGACUCUCGCAUAAGUACAAGGCGCCCUUCAUCUCCUGGAUGGGCACCAAUUGUUUUCUCUAUGUCAACGACCCACAGACCGUGGAGCAAAUCUUUAAUUCGACGCACUGCACCAACAAGGGCGAUUUCUAUCGCUUCAUGAGCUCGGCCAUUGGCGAUGGACUCUUCACAUCCAGCUCUCCACGCUGGCAAAAGCAUCGUCGACUCAUCAAUCCCGCCUUUGGUCGUCAGAUCUUAUGCAAUUUUCUGCCCAUUUUCAAUGCCGAGGCGGAUGUAUUGCUCGAGAAACUCGAUGUGGAGGGUGUGCAGAGCGGCAAAAGUCUCGAGAUCUAUGAAAUACUCAAGAAAAUUGUAUUGGAGGCUGCGUGUCAGACAACAAUGGGCAAGAGGAUGAAUUUUCAGCACGAUGGCUCCAAGGCCAUCUUUGAGGCAUAUAGUGGGAUUACGGAGGUGUGUGUGAAGCGCAUGCUGUCCCCCUGGCUCUAUCCGGAGCUCAUCUAUCGAUGGUCGCGACUUUUUGACCGGCAACAGAAGGUCGUUGGCGUGCUGUUUGGCUUUGUGGAGCAGCUGCUGCAGCCAGCUGUAUCUGUAGUGGGCGUGGAAGAUGCUGAUGCCAGCAAGCAGCUGGAGGAGGAACAGCAUCAGCAUCAGCAUCAACGACAGCAACAGCAGCAGCGUCGCAUCAAGUCCAAGUCGAUAUUCAUUGAACAGGUGCGGGAGCAUGUGGAACGAGGCCAGCAAAUGAGCUGGCAGGAUGUGCGAGACGAGGCAAAUGUAAUUAUUGCGGCGACAUUCGAGACUACCUCGACGGCCUUGUACUUCACCAUUCUCUGCCUGGCAAUGCAUCCGGAGUAUCAGGAGAAGCUGCACGACGAACUCUGCGCGGAGCUGCCGGAACACGGAGACAUUAGCAUAGAGCAGCUGGAGCGACUGAGCUACACCGAGAUGGCCAUCAACGAGUCGAUGCGUCUGUUUGCGCCCGUGCCCAUGGUGCUGCGACGUGCUGGACAGGACUUGGAGCUGAAGCGCGACGAUGGCGUCUACCUCAUACCGAGCGGCACGCAGAUCGGCAUCGACAUCUACAAUAUGCAGCGAGAUGUGCGCGUUUGGGGUCCUCUGGCCAGAACCUACAAUCCGGAGGCGCAUUUCGGCCCCGAUGCGCCCACACGUCACGCCUUCGCCUUUGUGCCCUUCACCAAGGGACUGCGCAUGUGCAUCGGCUAUCGCUAUGCGCUGUUGCUGAUGAAGCUGCUGCUGGCCAAGAUCUUUCGCUGUUAUCGCAUCAGCACUGCUGCACGGCUGGAGCAGCUGCUGGUCAAGGGCAACAUCUCACUGAAACUCAAGGAAUAUCCGCUGUGCCGCGUGGAGCGUCGGUAAUGCAUGUCCUCUGCCAUUUAUAAGUGCUGCGCAAUCUUCCAAUUAAAAAUGUAAUUUUUGUUUGUAAA
Molecule: messenger RNA, 1903 nt
Organism: Drosophila navojoa
Lineage: Eukaryota; Metazoa; Arthropoda; Insecta; Diptera; Drosophilidae
Gene: Cyp313b1
Product: Cytochrome P450 313b1
Molecular function (GO): heme binding; iron ion binding; monooxygenase activity
Source: RefSeq, a predicted model, not a curated record